Messenger RNA from Acanthamoeba castellanii str. Neff, 1275 nucleotides. Its product is annotated as PAP2 superfamily domain containing protein. Lineage: Eukaryota; Discosea; Longamoebia; Acanthamoebidae. The coding region runs from base 1 to 1275 and encodes 424 amino acids. Gene Ontology annotation, molecular function: sphingosine-1-phosphate phosphatase activity. The transcript is spliced from 7 exons. The record is from RefSeq and is a predicted model, not a curated record.
AUGGGCGGGGGGUCCCCCUUCCACCCCUACCACGCGCCCUCGGCCUACCGCACCCCCUCCACUGCUCUCGCCAGCGGCGCGGGCUACGGCCACGACGACGACGACGACAACAACGACGGCUACGGCGACGGCUACGGAGAGGUCUACGCGCGCCCCGGCCCCUGGGCCGACGCCGAACUGCUGCCGACCCAACGUGGGCUGUUGGGCUUGGCUGGGCUGGGCUGGGAAAUGGCUCAUUUCGUUUGUGCCGUGGCGGCGGCGGCGGCGUUGGCAGUUGUGGUCAAGUUUCCGGAGGCGUGGGACGCGUGGAUGCAGCGGGCGGACGACGCCAUCAUCCGGUGGCUGCAGCGGCCCGCCGGACCCAUCUUCAUGGCCCUCUCCCUCGCCAUCACCGCGUGCACGACGAUCGAGCUGGCGUUCGUGGUGCCGGUGGUGCUGUUCGUGGCGGGCUGGGACUCCCUGGCCACGGAGCUGACCUACCUGGCCCUCACCACCGCUCUCGUCUCCCAGAUCCCCAAACGGUUUUUGUGGCGAUCGCGGCCCUACGUGGCUGGCCGCGCGCAGACGAGGCGCAAGGACAAGACGAGUUCGUUUCCGUCGCGUGCGGUGACGUGUGCGGUGGUGUACACGUUCGCCAUCUGCUUCGCCGUCGCGGAGCGCUCCCAGGACGCGCACGUCAUCCAGUGGUGGAUGCCCCUCGUCGUCUUCGCCGCCUUCCUCCUGGCCUCCUUCGCCCGCAUCAACCUCGGCGUACACUACCCGUCCGACUGCGUGGGCGGCCUCCUCCAGGGCGCGGCGAUCUGUGUGGUGGGGACGCUGCUGUGGGAGCUGGACGUGAUCGGGUGCACGUCAUGCUCGUCGUCGGACACGUGCUACUCCACCGAGGACGACGCCAUCACCUGGCACACCCUCGGCCGCGCCAACUGGUGGGUGUUUGUGUGCCUGUUUGCGGUGAUGGCGGGGAUCGUGGGGGUGUGCCUGGCCAAGCCGCUCGACUUCUGGGCCAAGUGCGACCGGGUGUACGGGAUGCUCUUCCCGUGCGUGGCCUUCCGCGUGACCUUCCUCUGCCCGGUCUCCCUCAACGACCACGCCUCUCUCGCCGCCCCGACCUGGCCGCCGGCCUGGUAUUCCUACCUCGUCGGCAUCGGCCUCGCCGCAGCCUUGACCGUGUUGGGGGUGGCGAACAAGGGGCGAUACCCGUUCGUGGCCUACCUGGUGUUCUUCUUCAUCACCUUCUUCUCGCUGUCGUGGUGGCGUCUCUUCGUGAGCUCCUGA